Messenger RNA from Chiloscyllium plagiosum (whitespotted bambooshark), 1311 nucleotides. The record is from RefSeq and is a predicted model, not a curated record. NCBI's taxonomy places the organism in Eukaryota, Metazoa, Chordata, Chondrichthyes, Orectolobiformes, Hemiscylliidae.
AUGGAUCGCUUAGAUGACGAGCUGCAGUACUGCGAACUGAAGCGAUAUUUUCAGAAUUUAACUAAUGAUAAAAGCUGUCUACAGCUAUAUCAUGGUUUUACUUUUUUUUCAGUCGUCACUAAAGUAACUUCGAGCAAAGUACAUCAGUUUCCCAAACUCUUAGAGGCGGCCAGAGGUGACAAUGUUUCCAUGUUCUGCACAUUUCCAAUAUUUGAACAUGUUCCUGAAAUAUUUUGGUGGAGACACAACGAGGAAUCGUUUCUGGAACCAGACAACAGAAAGCGUUUUCAUGUCCAGAAAGGAAGAGGCUCGCUUCAUAUUCUCAACGUCACUUUUGCAGACUCUGGAAUGUAUCAUUGUAAAAUAAAGCAUCAGCAAGCCACUCAUGGAGCAGAAAGCGGCUCAUUGCUGACAGUGUGCGUUCCUCCGAAACUCCAGAAAAUCGUUCCCGUAGAAGAGAUUUCAGAGAACUAUUUGAAAUUCGAAUGCAAAACGACUGCAUUUUACCCAGAGGAUUUAGGAAUCUCUUGGUUAAAAGAUGGUUUCAAAAUUCAUACCGGAAUGGAGACUGUGAAAAACAAGACCGUGGAUGGGCUUUAUGAGGUUACUAGUUCAUUGGAAGAUGCACAGCCUGUGCAGAGUGGUGCAGUUUAUACCUGUCUGGUAUCUCAUGCUUGUCUUAAGGUGCCCACCAGCGUCAGCUACACCUUUAAUCGAGUUCCUCCGAAACUCCAGAAAAUCGUUCCCGUAGAAGAGAUUUCAGAGAACUAUUUGAAAUUCGAAUGCAAAACGACUGCAUUUUACCCAGAGGAUUUAGGAAUCUCUUGGUUAAGAGAUGGUUUCAAAAUUCAUACCGGAAUGGAGACUGUGAAAAACAAGACCAUGGAUGGGCUUUAUGAGGUUACUAGUUCAUUGGAAGAUGCACAGCCUGUGCAGAAUGGUGUAGUUUAUACCUGUCUGGUAUCUCAUGCUUGUCUUAAGGUGCCCACCAGCGUCAGCUACACCUUUGAUCGUGGCAGAGGAAGAAAUUCGGUGGAAGCAAAUCAAAAUGUCCAACCGCUUAGAAAAGCACCAUCUGAAGAAAAUGCCGCCUCUGCUGCAGUAAAAUUGAAAGCCAACAAAGGAUUCUCCAAACACAGACGCGCGGAAGAAAAUACUGUCUAUUCCCAGACCAAGAAAGGAAGCGAAGGUAACAAUCUGACAUACGCCACCCUGCAAAUAGCUGAUUCCAAGAAAGCAUCAACACCCAAACUGCAAGACCAUUCUACAUUAUAUGCAGGCAUAAAGGUGGCAAAGAAAGCAAGAAUUUAA